GGAGUAGUCAAAUAGUCUACGAUCAGAGAGAAAGAGAGAGGAAAACGAAAGAAGACCAACAACCCGAGCUCGGUUGGGGUUCCUGCCCCUCCAAACAAUUAUGCUCGUCUCUCCGCUGUCGCUUCCUCUCAGGUGUCCGUUUCCCGGUCGCUGAAUGGCGCUGGUUACCGUGCAGCGUUCACCGACCCCCAGCACCAGCUCCAGCCCCUGCGUUUCGGAGUCCGGUAGUGGGGAGGAUGAUCGCCGCUCUCAGCCAAGGAGCAUCAGUGAAAGUUUCCUGACAGUUAAAGGGGCUGCUCUCUUCUUACCUCGAGGAAAUGGCUCCUCCACUUCCUCUGCCUCUCGCUUCUCACAGCUGCGCAGCAAACAUGCAGGAGACAUCCAGCAGCAUCUACAAACCAUGUUCAUUCUCCUCAGACCAGAGGACAACAUCAAACUGGCGGUCCGUUUGGAGAGCGCCCACACUCAGGUCACCCGCUACAUGGUGGUGGUUUCAACCAACGGUCGCCAGGACACCGAGGAGAGCGUGGUGCUGGGUAUGGAUUUCAGUCCAGUAGACAGCUCAUGUUCGGUGGGGCUGGUUUUACCCUUAUGGAGCGACACACUGAUACAUCUGGACGGGGAUGGGGGUUUCAGUGUGUCUACAGACAACAGAGUGCAUGUAUUCAAGCCCGUUUCUGUGCAGGCCAUGUGGUCAGCCCUCCAAUCACUCCAUAAAGCUUGUGAGGUGGCUCGUGGUCACAACUACUUCCCAGGCAGCUUGUUCCUCACUUGGGUCAGCUACUAUCAGAGUAGGGUCUCCUCAGACCAGGCACGAAUCAAUGAGUGGAAUGCCAUGCAGGACGUGCAGUCACACCGUGCCGAUUCACCCGUCCUCUUCUCUGACGUACCUACGGAAAGAGAACUGACAGAGCGUCAGAUCAAAACCAGUUUGAGGGAGAUCAUGAUGCAGAAAGACCUCGAGAAUGUCACCUGCAAAGAGAUCCGCACAGAGCUGGAAAUGCACAUGACAUGCAACCUGCGAGAGUUCAAGGAGUUUAUCGACAAUGAGAUGAUUGUCAUUCUGGGUCAAAUGGACAGCCCCACUGAGAUCUUUGAUCAUGUAUUCUUGGGAUCUGAGUGGAAUGCAUCCAAUUUGGACGAGUUGCAGAAGAGUGGUGUCCAGUACAUCCUGAAUGUAACAAGAGAGAUCGAUAACUUCUUCCCCGGUGUGUUUGAGUACCACAACAUUCGUGUUUAUGAUGAGGAGGCCACUGACCUGCUUGCCUAUUGGAACGAGACCUAUAAGUUUAUAUCUAGAGCCAAGAAAGCUGGGUCCAAGUGUCUGGUGCACUGUAAAAUGGGUAUAAGCCGCUCUGCAGCCACGGUGAUUGCCUACGCCAUGAAGGAGUACGGCUGGGAUCUGAAAAAAGCCUUUGAUUACGUUAAAGAACGUCGAACUGUGACCAAACCCAACCCAUCUUUUAUGAGACAGCUGGAGGAGUAUCAAGGCAUACUGCUGGCCAGCAAGCAGAGGCACAACAAACUGUGGCGUUCUCACUCUGAUAGUGACCUGUCUGAGCACCAUGAGCCACUGUCUAAAUCCCACGCCCAGCCACACAGCCUGGGCCGCUCCGAUCCCCAUAACCAGGCCAGCAACACUAUGGGUCCCUCUGUGAAAGAGCUGCUGGAAUCACUGGGGACUUCGUCCAGCACUGGCAAAGCAACACACUCCACUAGCCAGCCUGAUACCGGCAUCCACUCGAAACAGUUCAGCUCUUUAUCCUUCCAUGGGAAGGCAUCUCUGUCAGUUGACACUGAAGCUCAAAGCCUUGAGGCCCCUUCUCAUUCUGCUGUAGCCCAGAUUAGCCAGCUGGACCCCCCUUGUCCUGAGUCCACAGCUGGCUCUGUGUCUCCAUUAUCUCCUCCACUCUCCAACGGCGUAUGUGACUCUGAGGUGCAGCCGUCAUCACCUCCUCUCUCCCGGCCAAGGGCAGCCACUUUGGUGCCUGAGCCUCAAAAGACAGACAUGGUAACUGUUGCACAAACUGUUUUGCUGGGCCAACCUCACCCGCCUCCAUCCCUUCACCACCUCCCCCCCUCUCCAGCUCCGUCUCCGACUCCAGCCUGUGUAGAUGAGGUUAUCAAACCACCGAUGUUGUCCUGUUCUCUGCCUGUGAUUAAAUCGAUGGCAGAGUCAGUGCCUGAGCCCACAACAACACAAACACCAAGCACACAACAAGCUGAACCCCACGGUCUGCCUGCACCAGUGCCUGUCAGAAAACCAGACUGUGACCCACACAUGUGUGGCUCGUCUUCGGAUGGCUCAGCAGCCCAUCCUCCCAUCACUAGUGAUUUUAUCAGCGACCCCAGUGCCAUUCCAGAAGACGACAAAGUGUUGGAUCACAUUAACUUUUUCAGUGCCAGGGAAAAGUUCAAGGGAAUGACUGAAGAUGGUAAGACUCAAAGUGCUGCAGUGCAGCAGUCAUCCCAGCCGAAGAGUUGUGGCAAGGAACAGCAAUCACUGCCUCAAGAGAUCUCCGUUAGCGAGGGAAAGGAUGAGGAAAAAAGAAAGCAAAACCCUGUGCAGGACACAGUCGCAGUGAACACAGAGGCAACACCUCUCGGCCCUCUCAGCCAACUGGGUCACAAGGACCCCCAGGACCAGGAAGAGAGGAAGUCAAAUCAGGAAAUAGAGGACAGUUGUGUUUUUUCACAGAAGGAAGCUCAGAAUGUAAAAGAGGAAGCGAAAAACAAAGAAGACGAGGAGGCGGCUCCUACUCGUCUCUACAGCGAUUGGACAAGGGGCUCUGUGCGGCGUGUCACGCGACAGCUGGAGCAGAGAAUGAAACAGGAUCAUGACUCUCCGUCACCCUCCUCAUCGCCGCCGUCCCUCCCCAGUAGCUCAUCAUGUUCUCAGUGGCGUCCAUCCGGUGAAACAAUGUCACAGGUGUCAGUGGAUAGCGCAGAGCAGGAAGACAAAGAGGAGGAUGAUGGGAAGUUUAGUCCAAUAAAGAGGGAGGGUGCUGAUGUACUUGAGAUGGGGGAACAAGGAAAUGAUGACAGAAGCACAAAAGGACACAAAUUCCAUCCUGCUGAUACUCGAUUGCUCUCUACCUCUUCUUUCCACCACUCAGCCCAGUCUCCCUUUGCCUCAGUGAACUUCCUGUGUUUGGAGGGCGUGACCGAAUUCGAGUCGUGCACGGACACGGAGGCCCCUCCCCAUGGUGACAUUAUUAUGAGGGAGACAUGGGAGACUUUGUGCGAGCUGGGCGCCUUUCUGCAGCAGGUCAGCGUGGGUGGAGCCCACAAGGCUAGGUGUGUGGACCAGGUUUUUGGCCUCAGUGGUGGUGCGACACGGAAGCGAGGUAGCAGCCUCCAGAAGAGGGGCAGAGAGGUGGAAGCCAGGAUUCGCCAGGCAGGGCUGACCCCUCCAUCCCUGAUGAAGCGAUCUGCAUCUCUGGCGAAGCUGGGCUGUCUGGAGCUGCUAGCCAAUGACCUGAGUGAGUGGGAGUUCAGCCGCUCCUCUGUAGCUCAAUCCUCAGCAGAACAUCCCAUCCAUACAGCUAAUGAUGACUCCAAGAAGCAGCGGGUCCACAACUCUCAUUCCUCAGCCGACCAGCAGCCUGAAGUUGUCGGCAUCGGCGCGGAGAGGCUUUCUGAAGCUGGAGAAACCUCAUCAGAAGUCUCUCCACCAUCAAAUCAGAGUCCACAAAGAUGUGAACUCCUUAAUUCUGACCAAGACUCUCUGCUAUUGCCUGGGCUGACACUCAUAACAACAAGGCAGCAAUAUGGAAGGACUCACCCUCUGAGGCGGCUUAAGAAAAAAACUGUUAGUACCCUUUACCACACCAUGUAGCCCUCACCGUGUAUGUGUCUGUGUCUGUGUGGAUGUGUGUGUAUGUGUGAGAGAGGGAUCUUGUGCACCUGUGAGAAAAUGGAAAUUUAGUAUACAUACAUUGGAUUCAUUCAGCAAAACAAACCAAUGCCUCUUGCCUUAAAGGAGAUAUUUAUUAGUUUCUGUAUGUUUUUCCACCUGCAGAUCUGCCAAGAGCCUCUGUGAAAUCUGAUCUGAGGCACUUGUCUUGGUGCAAGAACAAUUACAAGGCUAUGAAGGUUCAUUUUAAAGGAUUCAAAUUGAAAUAGACGCCGUAGUACAAACACCUGCAACAAAAUAUCAAUAACUAAGUUUUAUAUGAGUAACUUGUUUUUAAUGUUGAUAAGCCUGAGCCUGUAUUUAUAUAGUCUUUACAUCAUUGCUGGCCAUUCUCAACUUGACACAUUUACUUGAUCGCUGUUGGUGGAUUGAAUAGUCCCAAGCUGAUGUUUGGUGGAAUGUAGCUUCUGUUUUUCCCUCUUUUUCACUUCUCUUCACCUCCCAAUGUUUAAUAAUUGUGCUGGAUAGCUGCAAAGGAAAUGACUUGGCUUCUGGUACAAUCUGAAAGGUAAAUGAAUCCCUUCAACACUCCUGCACCAACGAUUACACAACGUGAUCAUGUACAGAUAAACCUGGGAGUGAUUUUAGCAGAAAUACUUUGUAUUGAUAUUAAUGAUGUCAAUCAGAGUCAGUUCUGCUGUCUUGAGACUGAUUGUAAAUGUGGGUUUUUAGUAGCAGCUGCAUAUCUAAACAUGCAAGAGCUCAGGUGGAACCUCGGACCACACAGAUUAGUGUUUUCAGUGGCUGUUAGAUGUUUUAUCUUUACAUUUCUGCAGUUCAUUGCAAUUUAUUUUUAAAACAAAUUAGAAAGAGAAGGGGGAUGCUGGUUGUUUUGUUCUGUUUAUGUUCGUUCAACUGACUCACAAUACCUCAAUAAGUCCGAACCAAAUCUGACCUGCACAUCAUGUCAGGCUCUGGAUUCCUGGAAUGUCCGUCUCAAUCAGAAACUGUCAUUACUCAAUAAACUGAAGUAAACUCAUCUCUUUCAUGUCUUCUCACAGUUCUGAUGCCACUCAACUAGAUGUUUUCUUUUUGUAUGUGUUACUGUGUGUGUGUGGGAGAAAGGGUUAGGGCGUUAAAAGACAAGGUGUAUAUUUGUGAGUUUACUGCUUCAUUCUGUUCUGGGAUGUAAAGGUCUGUGAUGUGAGUGUUGACAUUUUAGGAACUGUACAUGUUUUUUUUAUAUAUCUGGCUUAAGUCUGUGUGAGUGUGACUGUGUAGCACAACUUUACGAUGUGGGUUUGUACUUUUUUAUUUUAUUUUGUUUUUUAACUGAUGGUUGUCCCUUGUGUAUGCAUUUUAGGGGUGUGCCUGUGACUGGCAAGUGAAGCUUCUCUGCAGUCUAUCAGAAAUGUCUGUACAGGGAGGUCUGUCAUACAUGCACUUUACUCCCUUUUUUAAUUUUAAUGUGGCUUCUUUUUUUUCUUUUUUUUAUGUAUGGUUGCUACUUUCGGGGAACAUGCUUAGGUAGUAAGCAUUUGUUCGGUAUGUGUGUGUAUUAUUAAACCUUUUUUUUCUUUCUUUUUUUCCCAAUUUUAUUUUAAACUAUCAGUGUAAAUAUUCUUUUAUAUCAUGUGCUUCAAC
Molecule: messenger RNA, 5500 nt
Organism: Scomber scombrus (Atlantic mackerel)
Lineage: Eukaryota; Metazoa; Chordata; Actinopteri; Scombriformes; Scombridae
Gene: ssh2b
Product: slingshot protein phosphatase 2b
Exons: 15
Coding region: 155-3838 (1227 amino acids)
Biological process (GO): actin cytoskeleton organization; protein dephosphorylation; negative regulation of actin filament polymerization
Cellular component (GO): cytoplasm
Molecular function (GO): protein tyrosine/serine/threonine phosphatase activity; actin binding
Source: RefSeq, a predicted model, not a curated record